This is a messenger RNA of Drosophila nasuta, 2303 nucleotides long. RefSeq names its product PTB domain-containing adapter protein ced-6 (gene ced-6). Bases 634 to 2208 code for a protein of 524 amino acids. The record is from RefSeq and is a predicted model, not a curated record. The transcript is spliced from 7 exons. Lineage: Eukaryota; Metazoa; Arthropoda; Insecta; Diptera; Drosophilidae.
UGCGCGUGAUCGGUAAAAACAAAUCGGCGGACCGUGAAGGUGCUGAGGAUAUUCCAUCGUCAAACGAUUGUCGAUGUUGUUUGCUGUUGUUGCCGUGGUUGAUGUUGUUGCUGCUGCUGUUAUCUCUGGUUUGCUGUAAAUUUGCGCAGUACACUUAAAAAAAAUCAUAUCAACGCAGUAGUGGAAGAAGAAGAAGCAUCACACACAAAAAGAGUGCGCACGAAAGAGCAUAAACAGCAGGAGGAGAGAGCGCGCGCGAAAAAGUCAACGGUUGUUGUUGUAUUUGUGUUUUGUACCAGCCGCAGCAUCCCGCCAUUGUUGCUGAUUUUUUUUGUUAUAUUCGUUAGUUGUUGUUAUUUGUGUGUCCAGCGUGCAUCGCGUGUAACGUAAAAAAAAAACUGUGCCGUCGUCGUCGCUGAAGUCUCCAGUCUCCAAACGUCCACCCUCGCCCGCAUCGUAGCGCAGCGCAUCAAUUGCACUAAUUUCUUCAAUCAGCGCACAAGGCAAGAUACCGAUUUUAAACGAGUAAAACUAGCGAAAAUUGUUUAACAAGUGAAAAAGAGAUCUGUUUGCCAAAUAACGCCCCUAAACGCAUAAACAAAUUCAAGCUUCGAACUGACGCGAUUACUGAAGAUGCCUUACCAGCCAGCAGGCAAUAGCAGCGGCUCGGGCAGCAAAACGGCAGCCAAGAUGUCGCAGCUAAAAUUCUGGAAUAAGCAGAACAGCAACAAGCAACAGGAGAAGCAAUUGCAGCAGGAUGCCGGCAAUGGCAGUGACAAUAUCGAUGCCACCAAUGGCAAUGGCAACAACGUUGCCAACGGUGGCAGCAACAACAACAGCAGCAGCAACUCGAAGAGCGAAUCGAAGAAUGGCAAACGCAAUUGGUUGCAUACACCGGAGCAGCUCAUCAGCGGACAUGCCGUCUAUCUAGUCAAGUUCUUUGGUAACCUGAGCGUGGACCAGCCCAAGGGCAUUGAGGUGGUCAAGGAUGCCAUACGCAAGCUGCAGUUUGCCCAGCAGAUGAAGAAAGCGGAGACGGGUACACAGGAGAAGUUCAAGAAACUUGAGAUCACAAUUAGCAUCAAAGGUGUUACGAUUCAAGAGCCGCGCACCCAUAAAAUACUGCAUCAGUUUCCGCUGUACAACAUCUCGUAUUGUGCGGACGAGAAGGGUGUGAAGAAGUUCUUUAGCUUCAUUGCCAAGACGGUUAAGACCAAGGAUAGCAGCAGCAACGAUAGCAAUGGCUACAAUGGCAGCGCCAAACCCGACGAGACACACGAAUGCUUUGUAUUCAUAUCAAAUAAGUUGGCCUCGGACAUUACGCUGACCAUUGGUCAAGCCUUUGAUUUGGCUUAUAGAAAAUUCAUGGACAGCAAUGAGAAGACGAAUCUCAACAAGGCGCAGCAACAGAUUGAGCAUCUGCAGAACACGAUUGCCAUCUACAAGGAGCGACUGCGCGAAUUGUCCAACAAAUUGCCAAAGGCCGAGCUGGAUGCCAUGCUCUAUAAGCUGGGCAUUAAGGAUAUUGUCGAGGCGCCCGCUAAUGAGCUGAAUGGCAACGAAACCCUAAGCAACGGCAAGUUGGAUGAGGAUAAGCUGCUGAUCGACACCAAUUCGACGACAGCGUCAACGCAUUCGGCAUCGCCAAAUUCGUUCUUGCCCAUUGUGCCACCGAGGAGCACUUUGUCCAGUCAGAUGAGCAGCAGCAGCAGCGGCGGCAAAAGCAAUAGCCAGAAAAUGGAUGAACUGCUGCUCAAUUCGGAUUCGGACAGCGAUUUUGAUCCACGUGCCGAUGAGAUACAGGAUAAUCUCAGCAAUGGUCGCAAUGCCAUUAGCAAUGAUCUGUUUGGCUUUGAACCAUCGAAGAGCUUUGGCCAGCAGUUGUUCUUUAACAACAACGAUCACAAGCUGCAGAACAACAACAAUAACAACAACAGCAGCAACGUGAGCAACAACAACAUGAGCAUCAACAGCAGCGGCUUCUCCAGCGAGCUUAACAUAACGCCACCACUGUUGGCACCGCCGCCAAAGAUUGCGGCUCCGCGACGCAACACGCCGUUGACCAACAAUAUUGGCCUUAAUGGCAACACGGAUUUGUUUGGAUCCGAUCCGUUUGAAAUGAACAACGGACCCAGCGUGUUUAAGCAGAGUCAGCAGCUGAAUAUUGAUGAUUUCUCCCUGGAGAGCUUGGAUCCGUUGCGCAAGUGAGCCGAAAAUCCAGCGGUGCUAAUUACGCCAUUGCAAAUAAACACAUCAAUUAAUAUUACUACUAACAAACAACAAAAAAACAAAAAAAAAAACAA